Molecule: messenger RNA, 196 nt
Organism: Meloidogyne enterolobii
Lineage: Eukaryota; Metazoa; Nematoda; Chromadorea; Rhabditida; Meloidogynidae
Source: the annotation of a GenBank genome assembly
UUUUAAUAAUGUUCUUCAUAGUCAUUCAAUAGCCAAAGAGAGAAUGCCAUUAGCAAAAGGAAUUAAUACAACGACUGGGAGUUCUACAAGUACAACUACAACAGUCUCCAAUAAUUACAACUCUCCUAGUAGCGAACAUGUAAAAGCUCACAAGUCGAUUCAGUGUGGUGGUUGCGGUGUAAGAUAUGGUUGUUAA